AUCACAGACGUCUGCAUCUAAGAAAAAGAAAGAGGAUGCGGUAAGAAAAAUAUUAGAAUUAUAUGAAAGUGUUAUGGGGCAGUCCAUAACAACCGUACAACUGAUGAAGAAAGUCAAUAAUAUGAAGGCACGCUUAAAGAAGAAGACCGAUGUAAGAAAAACCGGUAACAAGCCUGUUAAACUUCUUCCAUGGGAAAAAACCUUGUACGACGCCAUGGAUGGAGACUCAAAUCCAAGUGUGGCGAAAAUAGCAGGAGCAAGAUCAUAUGGCACGUCCUCACCCAAUACAUCCUCUUCUAAUUUGGAUCAAUCCGAAAAAAGAGCUACGACUGCUACUCCUCUGCCAAUGCCUCCACGUCGACAGCGAGCAGCAACUGCACCACCAGGCGAGACACAGGAAACUGGAAAGUUGUCCAACGUAGAGCUGCAACGGUUAGUUUUGCUAGAACAGCUACAGACUGCCCGAGUCCAAAGAGGGUAUUAUGAGAGAAAAUUGCAAAGGGAAGCCGUGCAAAUGGUACACGAAAACGGAAAUACGUAUGCGAACCUAUGAUGGCUGGGUUCUGAGAAGGGGCGGGAAAUUUUUACAGCAGUCAUAAAGGAUGCUUUCUCUGUUUUUUUUCUGGGACAU
Acanthoscelides obtectus is the source of this 631-nucleotide messenger RNA. Lineage: Eukaryota; Metazoa; Arthropoda; Insecta; Coleoptera; Chrysomelidae. The record is from the annotation of a GenBank genome assembly.